CGUGGCGCGGGCGCCGGAAUGGAGGCACAGCUGGAGGUCGUGGAGAAGCUGGAGAGCCUGGCGUUCGAGCCCGCCACCGCCGGCACGGCGCUGGGCGGAGAGCGGCCGGCGGGCACGGAGGAGGCACCGGCCCCUCCGGAGGGCGGUGGGGAAGCCCAGGCCCCGCUGUCCCCGGCCGCGGGAGCGCCCCGCUCGCCGUCGCCCGCGGGAGCGCCCCUCUCACUGCCGCCCGCUCGGCUCAGCGCGCCCGCUGCCGCCGGGCCCUCCUCGGACUCGGACUCGGACAGUGAUACGGAUUCAGAGAGUUCAUCAACUACAUCCUCCUCUGUAUCUUCACUAGUAUCUGACGAAGACGAUCAUCCAGAUGAGAAGAAUAACAGAUCUUACUGUGUUAAAACAAAAGAUGAAUUACCUAUUGACGAACUACCUCCUGUUGAAGACUUAUCGAUAAUUCUGCCAGAUAACGUUGAACUGAAGCUCUUCGGGACAGUGUCCAGCAUUAUUGAGCAGCUAGUAAUAAUUGAAUCACUAAGAGGCCUACCUCCAGUAAAUGAGGAGAGCAUAAUUUUUAAAGAAGAUCGGCAAGCAGCAGGAAAGAUAUUUGAGAUAUUUGGUCCCGUCCUACAUCCUUUUUAUGUGUUAAGAUUUAACAGCUCUGAACAUAUCAAAGAAAAAGGUAUUAAUGUGCAAGAUAGCAUGUAUUUUGCUCCAUCAGUGGAGGACUUCACUCAGUAUAUAUUUGCAGAGAAACUAAAAAAGGAGAAAGGUUCAGAUGCAUCUUGGAAGCAUGACCAAGAACCACCACCUGAAGUCUUGGAUUUCAGUGAUGAUGAAAAAGAAAGAGAGGCAAAACAGAAGAAAAAGAAGCCUGAAAGUGAAGGAAGGAAAAAAUUCAGAUCAGAAACAAUUCCCAGUGAGAAGAAAGGAUUUCACCAGUCGAUGCAGCAGCCUGCUUCAAGUUCUUCAAGGGGAUACCGUGGCAGAGAGUUUGCCAGGCAUUCAUUACCUCCUCGAGGGUUUUGGAGGCCACAAAGGAAUAAACUGUCAACAUCAUACUUGGACUUGGGAUGCCAGUGGCUUUCUUUGCGCCCUGGCAUGAAGAGCCAUCAUCAGCCUCAAGAUCCAAAAGGGUGGUUGAAGGAAUAGGUAGGGCUGGAAGGAACCACAGGGGCUCAUCUGGUCCAACCUCCCUGCUCAAGCAGGAUCAUCAUAAAGCACAUGACACAGGAUUGCAUGCAGACAGUUCUUGAAUAUUUCCAAUGAAGGAGACUCUCUGGGCAACCUGUUCCAGUGUGUGGUCACUUGCAUAGUAAAGAAGUUCUUCCUCAUGUUCAGGUGGAACUUCCUCUUGUGCUAUUGCUUGGCACCACUAAGAAAAGACUGGCUCCAUUCUCUCUUCUGAGUCUUCUUCUGUACUUGGUCAAUAGCCUGUGAAUUUGUUAAUUGUAUUUGUUGUUGCUUGGCUGCUUAUAUGAAUUAAGCAUUGUUUUAAGAGCACCUAGAUUGAGUGUUCAGUGCUAGAAGCUGAAACUGUCAACUUUGGAUAGCCUUCACCUGAUUUUUAUAGAGACUACUUUAUUACCUGUUUGGAGGAUGAGAGGAUUCCAAAUAGCUUUUAUUGGCAAGCCUCAGUGACAUUUUUUUCUUUAAUUUUCUGCUUUUCUUUUGUAAUUCAGAAUGCAUUACCCCAUUUUGGGACAUGCUGUCAUCCUGACAGUUAGAUUUAUGAGUCCAUUCAUGACUUCUGUUUUGUUAGGCAAUUUCUGUUUUAAAUCGCCUGGACAUAAAACACUGGAAAGAAGAUGGUGUUUAAAGGACUACAACAGCAACAGAAAUCCUGACUAUCUGAAGAUAGAAUAGAUACAGUAUGCUUGCUGUUGUAGUUAGAUGUAAUACAGCAACAGCAUUUAGGUGCCUAGCAGCUGGUGACUUACAUUAUAUUGCUAUACUGCAAGAAGCAACCUAUUCUCCUUUUAAAGCACAGCUUCAGUCUGAGAGAGGGUUCACAGCAUGGAGAUGAGUGGUGAGUGAAUUAUUCAGGGUUGCACAGCAGAUCAGAGGCAGAGGAGGGUGUGAGAAGCAGCCUGAUAGUUCUGGGAAGAUAAGCCUUUAAACAAUUUAUUUCCCUAGAGGCCACGCUACUGUUCAUUGAUUUUCGGUGAGUUUUCAUUUCUAUAGGGUUAAGAUUAAACCCAUCAUAUUUACAAAAGAGACUUUAUAGUUCCAAAGUGCCUGUCACCGUGAUAUUUUGGUUCCCAUCUAGUUGAUUCACUGGUAUUUGAUGUCUGUUAGAGUGACAAUGACAUUAAUCAUACUCUGCUUGUUCGUAAUCUCUAAAUUCCCAAAGGACACUUUCUUUAAGUGAUACCAGCAAGUUGGCAGUUCCCAGCUUUCAAAGUAUUUGUGAGUUGAAUUAUUCCAACUCAAGCUGGUGGCUUUCUCACGAUGACACAAGAAUCUCCAGCUCCGCCAGCAAUCUCAGCCCUUUCCAUGAAAGAGCUCUUCCUUUCAUCAUCUUUAUCCUUGGGACUGCAGACAAAAACUAGAGGUUUCUGCUCAUGAACUGAAGACAGUUUUGCACAAUUUGGAGAAGAGUGCAGAAAAAGUUUGGAAUGGUUUCUUUCUCUCCGCUGCCCCUCAGAGUUCAGCUUUUGCUCUUCUUUCUUCCCAUUCUCUUUUGUGGAUACCAGGCCUGGAAAGGGGCAAAAAGGAUCUCUCUUUGAAGCAGAUGGGCAGAAAAAAGUUCCUUCAGACACCUUUUGCUCUCAGCUCAGCAAAGGUGUGCAAGAUGUUAUUGUUAGGAAUCUGUAGACUGAAAAGACAUUGUUAAAAUAGGUGUAAUGAAAGCAAAUACAAGUAGUAGUCAUAGACUUAAAGUUAAAUUUAUGGACUUUUGAACAUAGCAUUUCUGUGCAUGUAAAUAUAAUUGCAUGUUGCAAUGUGGUAUUAA
This is a messenger RNA of Neopelma chrysocephalum (saffron-crested tyrant-manakin), 2950 nucleotides long. RefSeq names its product nuclear assembly factor 1 ribonucleoprotein (gene NAF1). The record is from RefSeq and is a predicted model, not a curated record. The transcript has 10 exons. Gene Ontology annotation, biological process: pseudouridine synthesis; box H/ACA snoRNP assembly; ribosome biogenesis. Gene Ontology annotation, molecular function: RNA binding. Bases 19 to 1146 code for a protein of 375 amino acids. Gene Ontology annotation, cellular component: sno(s)RNA-containing ribonucleoprotein complex. Lineage: Eukaryota; Metazoa; Chordata; Aves; Passeriformes; Pipridae.